This is a messenger RNA of Myotis davidii, 3873 nucleotides long. It is a transcript of the gene QKI, whose product is annotated as QKI, KH domain containing, RNA binding. Gene Ontology annotation, cellular component: nucleus. The transcript has 8 exons. Gene Ontology annotation, molecular function: mRNA binding. The record is from RefSeq and is a predicted model, not a curated record. NCBI's taxonomy places the organism in Eukaryota, Metazoa, Chordata, Mammalia, Chiroptera, Vespertilionidae. Gene Ontology annotation, biological process: regulation of mRNA splicing, via spliceosome. Bases 1 to 939 code for a protein of 312 amino acids.
AUGGAAAUAUUAGAGGAGCUGAAUGGUGGAAAGCAAGAAUAUUUUCGUCUAACUCAUUUAAAAUUUUUACUUUUAACAGAAAUUAGCAGAGUACGGAAAGACAUGUACAAUGACACAUUAAAUGGCAGUGCGGAGAAGAGGAGUGCGGAAUUGCCUGAUGCUGUGGGACCUAUUGUUCAGUUACAAGAGAAACUUUAUGUGCCUGUAAAAGAAUACCCAGAUUUUAAUUUUGUUGGGAGAAUCCUUGGACCUAGAGGACUUACAGCUAAACAGCUUGAAGCAGAAACGGGAUGUAAAAUUAUGGUCCGGGGAAAAGGCUCAAUGAGGGAUAAAAAGAAGGAGGAGCAAAAUAGAGGCAAGCCCAAUUGGGAGCACCUCAAUGAAGACUUGCACGUACUGAUUACUGUGGAAGAUGCUCAAAACAGAGCGGAGAUCAAACUGAAGAGAGCCGUUGAGGAAGUGAAGAAAUUACUGGUACCUGCAGCAGAGGGAGAAGACAGCCUGAAGAAGAUGCAGCUGAUGGAGCUUGCGAUUCUGAAUGGCACCUACAGAGAUGCCAACAUUAAAUCACCAACAGCCCAGGCUGCUCCAAGGAUUAUUACUGGGCCUGCGCCUGUUCUCCCACCAGCUGCCCUGCGCACCCCGACGCCAGCUGGCCCUACCAUAAUGCCUUUGAUCAGACAAAUACAGACCGCGGUCAUGCCAAAUGGAACUCCUCACCCCACUGCUGCAAUAGUUCCUCCGGGGCCUGAAGCUGGUUUAAUCUACACACCCUACGAGUACCCCUACACGUUGGCACCAGCUACGUCAAUCCUUGAGUACCCUAUUGAACCUAGCGGCGUAUUAGGUGCGGUGGCUACUAAAGUUCGAAGGCACGAUAUGCGUGUCCAUCCUUACCAAAGGAUUGUGACCGCAGACCGAGCCGCCACCGGCAACUAACCUAUGACCUUCUGACCUCUGAACUCUUCACCCAAUGAUGACCUGACCAUGCCUGCCUGCUGAUCAGUUAACUGGUAAUCGCCUUUGCUUGCCUGUCGUCAGUGCAGCGAGCUGAGGCACUUGUCCGUUCGUCUUACCAUCUAACCAAACAAAAGACAAAGAAAUUGUUGUCCUCCAACUCAGCUUUUGGUUUCUGCUGUUAUUUUUUCCUGUUUGGGUGAAAAUGGUUCUAGAACCUGCACUGAAGUAGUAAAGCAAUAAGGCCCAAUUCAUCCCACAGCACUGACCAUCUCUCCAUGCCCCACCCUAAGCGAACGGUAAGAAGGCCUCCCUUCUGGAGGGAGGCAGACGGCCCUGAACUACUCAGUGACAGGCGGUUACUGUGAGGGACUUCCUAGGAGCCCUUUCCUCAUAGCGAGUCCAGCUCUGAAUGCACUGUGUGGUGAUGCAUCAUGCAUGAACCUUCGGUCAGGGAUGUCAGUGGUGAAGCGAUUUCACAAGUAUUCAAAAUUUGAUAUGCUGUUUAGUCACUACAGUGCCCUCAAAGGGCAGCAUCGCAGCCUUUUAUGUUGCCUGCCAAAUUGGAAGUAUCGGGAGUGUGCCAUGAGAGAAAAACUUGAGGAAUUUUGAAAAGUAAUGCAAAGAACAAAACUGCAACACUAUUUUUAAAAAGAUAAAUAUCUGAGUUAAAAUUACUGAACCUUUAUUUUACAGCUCCUUAAAAACAUAUGAGAACAAGGUACAUGCAUUAUGUGUCACAUUACUGGGCAAACUGUUCAAAUAUUUUUUUUAAACCUCCCUGUAUAGAAAAAAAUCAUUAAGGAUGUAAAAGCCAUGCUUGCCUAUUUGCUGUAUACAUGUAAUGAAAUUGUAGAUAAAGUGUAGUGCAUUGAAACAAAUGAACAAAAAGUAGAUACUUUUACUAUACAAGGGUGCUGGUGCAGAAAAAAUAUAUAUAUUUUUGGAAAUGUAGCAUUUUAUACUUUCAAGUGUUAUAAAAAAAAGAAAAAGAACAAAGAAACCCUUUAUUUCAUUAAAUGAUUUUUUCUGGUGGUUGUCAAGAAACAAAAGACCAAAAGAGCCUUUUUGUCUUUCUUUUUUAUUUUUUAAGUAUUGGAAUAAGUCUAAAGAAAAGGAAGUGCCUUAUUUUUCUUCAUGGUCAUUUAGUCAAGUGUCUCGUAAGAUCAGCUCCUCCCUCAGAAUACAAGUUAAUGCAUGUUACUCAGUCGCCCAGUAUGUGAAAGAAGAUGUGAGGGAGACAGAUGAGUUGAUAGUUUGAAUUUCAUAAUUUUUGCCACUUUACCUUGAUACAAAUUUGCCAAAUCUGAUACUGUGAAAAAAAAUGGAUAAUUUUUCUAAUGCCUGACACAUAAGUUUUGAAACAUUCUUUUAAAAUCAUAAUUGAUUGCUUUUGAUUAUUGCAAUAUUUAAUGUUACCCUAAACGACUCUGAGAUGAAAACUGAUUUGAACAUCAGUUUACAGACAGAAUUCGAGCUCUUUUUUUAUUCGGAGACGAGGGUGUGUAAUUGACCCAGACUUGAUCAGACUUCUUUCUGCCACACCAGGUCCCGGGGGCAGUCUCCCCUGCUAGUUUUACUAACCUAAUCUGCCCCCACACACCCCAACACACUUAUUUUUAACUUUAAAAGAUUGUGAAAAACGAGCAUCAUUGUGCACAUGUACAAGUACUCCAACUACACCUGAGUUGAAGCUUCCAGUUUCUCAUGAAGUUCGGUUAGUGCUGUAGUUGAAGGGGUUUGUGCACAGAGCCUGCAUCUAUCUAAACCCUCAAUUAACUGCUCAGUACCAGGCGUGGCAAAUAUCAAGGGGCAGCGGGUCCCCAGCUCAUCAGCUCGUCCUUCUUACGUACCUGCACAGUCAAGGUCAGCAGCAGCUCAGCGAGCACCCGUGGUGACCGGCACCCUCUCCCUUGGAACCGGUUCAGUUCAUUCUAUGCAAUAGACUCAUUGUUUCGUAGCCGCCAGCUUCCGUGCCAUGUGCCACUGCUUCGUCUUUCUGUUACACAGACAGUUGUUUUGAUUUAUUUACAAUAUGUGAUGUGCCAUUUUGAUUUUGAUUUUGGUUGGUUGGUUGAAUAAAUUUGCGACACUCAAACACUUGAGGUGAUAGUAGUUUAAAAACAGUACCAGUAUUUGAUCCAGUUUCAUCUCAGCUGUGUUAUACCUGGACAUUUUAGAUGUUUAUCAAAGGUCUUUUAUGGGGAAGAAAGAAAAUGUAUGAAAUAGAUGUGUGACAUUUAUGAGUAAUGUUGGCUCUGAACAAACUUUUGAAAACUUAGUUGAAACAAUUUUGGAUCAACUAAAAAUAAGCAUGACUUUUGAAAUCUCUGAAUGCCUUGGUUCUCAGUAUUAUCAUUCUUUAUUGAAUUUAUUUCUUAUUAAAAUAUGUAGUUUUUAAGACUUUUUUUGACAGUAUUAUGUAAUUUUCUAGCGUGGGUAGAUGGGAGUGUCGCUUGUAUGUUAUCGUACAGCUGACAUGUAUUUUUGUCUAUUCUUUAUUAUCUUAGUAGUUUCAUGCUAUGUAUGUACCAUAACCAACCUAUUGCCUAUGAGAAACAUGUAAGAUAAUGUAUUUACAGCCAUUGUUACAAGUUUAUAAUGUAUUUUUCUAUCUUGUUUUAUAUGUAUGUUAUAUAACAUUCAAAAAGAAUUUUUUUCUUGAUUGAGAAAAGGAUACAAAAUGCAAAAUCCACAAUUUUGAUAACUGAAAAUUGCCAAUUGUUUUGCAGUACUUUAUUAUAUUGGGUGUCUUGUCUUUCUUGGGCUUUUUAGUUAGCUAAUGAAUGAAUACAUUAGAUACUUUUGGGUUUUAGUUGGGAUUUUACAUAGCUUGCGUUUUAAUUCUUUGGUUCUUUGCUGUUUCUAUUAACCCAUGGCAUUAUUUUAAUAAAUGUUAUAAUACCAACCUACUAA